Stegastes partitus (bicolor damselfish) is the source of this 1608-nucleotide messenger RNA. RefSeq names its product transmembrane serine protease 2 (gene tmprss2). The record is from RefSeq and is a predicted model, not a curated record. Lineage: Eukaryota; Metazoa; Chordata; Actinopteri; Pomacentridae. The transcript has 13 exons. Gene Ontology annotation, molecular function: protein binding; serine-type endopeptidase activity. Bases 1 to 1431 code for a protein of 476 amino acids. Gene Ontology annotation, biological process: proteolysis. Gene Ontology annotation, cellular component: membrane.
AUGAGGAAUAAUCAGGUAAACAGUCCCAGCUAUGACAAUGCAGGUUUCCAUCACGAGGAAGGAAGACCCCCUCCAUACUCCCCUCAGCCAGGAAUGUACCCCCACCUCCCUCAGCAGACCUCCAGCCACGUUACCGUCAACACCCAGCUGACCUCAGCUCCCAGAACGCCUCCUCAUACAGCACAACAGAGAGGACCAAAGAGGUGCAGCUGUAAAUACGCCAUGUGUGUGUCUGUGUGCGUGCUGGUCGUCCUGGCCGUGGCCGCCCUCUUGCUCUGGUACUUCUUGUACUACCAGUGUUUGCUGGGAAAGUCGUGUGGACCCGGUGGGAGGUGUCUGAGCCCCUCCCAGUGGUGUGAUGGUGUCAGGGACUGCUCUGACGGAGAGGACGAAGCUCAGUGUUUCCGCCUCCACGGCGCCGACUUCCUGCUGCAGAGCUACUCGACGGACAGACGGAGCUGGAUGCCCGUGUGUGCUGAGAACUGGGAUGACGACUAUGGGAGGGCUGUGUGUGAGCUGAUCGGCUACAGGAGGCAGGAUUACGUGACCUACAGCCAAAUCAGCGCUGGUUCUCUGGACUCCGAAGGAUACCUGAAGCUGAAGCCUGGAAGCAGCUCUGGAUCACAAAUAAAGUCGGACCUCGUUCACAGCCUAAUUUGUCCAGCCAGAGCGAUCAAACUUCAAUGUAUUGAAUGUGGCGAGAGUUCAGCAGCUCCCAGCUCUCGUAUCGUCGGCGGCACUGAGGCUGUGAACGGAGCCUGGCCGUGGCAGGUCAGCCUCCAGAUUUUUGGCCGACACAUCUGUGGAGGCUCCGUCAUCAGCCCAUACUGGAUCCUGUCUGCUGCACACUGCUUCCAGGAGUACUCUGAUCCUGAUGUGUGGAGGGUAAAGUCUGGUGAUGUGAGGUUGUCUCGGAUGACUUCUGGUGGCAAAAGAGUUCACAGGAUCAUCAGUCAUGAGCAUUAUGACACAGAAACCAGUGAUAACGACAUUGCUCUCCUGAAGCUCCUCUCACCUCUUACUUUUACGAGAACAGUGAAACCAGUAUGUCUCCCCAACUUUGGUUUGGACUUCUCAGCUGGCAGUCGAGCGUGGAUCACGGGAUGGGGAGCUCUCCGCUCAAAUGGGCCAUCACCCGACACGCUGAAUCAAGCCCAGGUGACCGUCUACAGCAGAGAGACCUGUAACGGCCCUCAGGUGUUAAAUGGGCAGAUCACCGAGUCCAUGAUCUGUGCAGGAAAGCUGCAGGGAGGAGUGGACAGCUGCCAGGGGGACAGCGGAGGACCCCUGGUGGCUAAAGCUGGAAACACUUGGUGGCUGGCAGGGGACACCAGCUGGGGGAUUGGCUGUGCUUGGAAAAACAAGCCGGGGGUCUACGGCAAUGUGACCUACUUCAUGAACUGGAUCUAUGGACAAAUGCAGAACAACUGACGGAGACAUCUGUGUUCUGAUGCUCUCACACAAUUUGCACUUUGAAUCUGAAGCUUCGAGGAAACUUACUGAUCAGGAAGACAAAACAAAAGAAACCAUUAUUUUUAUACGCUUGAAUUUUAACAUGCAUUCAAUGUGUGUGUAUGAAGAAAAUCAAUCUAUUUAUUUGUUGGAAUA